AAAUCUCAUUAAUUUAAUAUUUGUUGACCUUGCUUCGUAUAUCCAUAGAUUUUGCGAGCUGCGGUUUGAACAAAUCCCUCGCAGAUUCCCAAUUUUCUCCUCCUCCACGACGAAGAUGCUGCGCUCUUUCUCAAUCCGGUUGCCCUUUUCCCUCUUCCCUCUUCUGCGGCUCUGCGUGUUGAUUUUCUGAGCCCGAAUCCUCCAUUCUUGAUCUGCUGGUGGUGAAGCUGGUUGCGAGAUUGGAACUGGGGUUGUGGAAUAUUAUUGUGGAUUGUGGAGCUGCCAGAGCGUAUGGAGAGGCAUGAUGGACUUCAUUUGAAUGUCUUCCUGAAGGAUUGUUGAUUUUGUUGAGGAUGAGUUCCUAUCAUUCUGUUUGGAAAUUGAUGAAUUUGUUGGCUUGAUCUUAUGCCUACUCUUGAUUGGUUGAAUUCUUGUGGAAAUAUACACAAAAGUGGAGAUAAAUUGUUGCAGUGAAUCUUGGCUAGUUGGAUCUAAUUUGGUUCUCCUAGGUGCUUGGGACAAAUUAAAUUUUCUCUUGGAAAGAAAAUUCAAGGUUGGUGGUUGGCAAUUUUUGAAGUUGAUAUGUACCAGGAUCAGCAGCUAGAGAUUAGUCCUAGUAAUGUAAAUUGCCCAAUGGGUUCAAUCCAAAAUACUUUUUACUAUUGUUGCGUGUCAAAGGGUGGUCGAGUCUUGUAUGCAUAUAGUGGUGGAGACCAUGAGAUUGAAAAACUGGCUGCAUUGUGCUUGGAAAGGACUCCUCCCUAUCACAAUUGGUAUUUUGAAACAAUGAAUAAAAGGAUUUUUGGGUUUCUCAUAGAAGAUGGGUAUGUCUACUUUGCUAUUGUGAACGAGGCUCUUGGCAACUCAGGGGUUCUUCAGCUUCUGGAACAUGUUAGGGAUGAAUUCAGAAGGUUGGCUAAGAAAGGUUCAAGCAGAAGUACAUUGAAUCCGAGCUCACAGUGUAUUCAAGAACAACUAGGUCCAGUUAUUCAGCAGUUGAUCACUUCCUUGGAACGUGUUUCCCAGAGCGGCAAUGAUUGGCCAGCAGGGGCUUCCUCACUACAUCAUGCUGGCCUCUCUGCAUCACCGGCUAGUGAUCCUAAUGGUCAAAUUGAAGUAGCUGCUUCCACAAAAGCGCCUUUGUUGGGUAGGUCUAGCAGGAAAGAGAAGAAGAGGGAUCAUGUGAUUGCAAUGAGAGAGAUUGAGUUAGAGGAGCGACGGAAGUCUACUGAUAGAGGAAUCAAAGUUGACUCAGGAACUGUGGAUUCUGACAGCCAGACAGGGGCGGUUUCAUCAACUUCAUUGCCUAAGGAUUUGAGUUUAAUGAGGACAAGGUCAGGCGCCCUUAACAUCCGAAAGAAGUGGUGCCGCCAAGUAAGAAUUGUUCUUGCCAUUGACGCAGCUGUAUGCUUGGUGCUAUUCGUGGUUUGGUUGAUAUUCUGUGGUGGUACUGAGUGCAUGCGUUGAAGAUGCUUUCUUUCUUUACCCUUAUUCCAGCCAGUUUGGAACUCAAAACUGUGGUUCAAAGUUGUGUAAAUUUCAAACUAAUAUUCCUUUGGGAAUAUGCUUCUACAGAGAACAAUGGAAGGAAAGAGACAAACUGAUCUCCUUGGCGGGCUUUGGUGUCUAUAUGAAGGUAUGAAUUCUAGAGUGUAGCUUGUGGCAUCGUAUAAGGAGUUUCUAAACGUACAGUCAAUAUAUAUAUAUAUAUAUAGCUAUAUACACAAACAAAUAUAUAUCGGUGUUUGUCCUUCAGAAAUACAUGGGCUGUAUGCAUGGUUGAAUUGUUCCCCA
This is a messenger RNA of Diospyros lotus (date-plum), 1794 nucleotides long. RefSeq names its product phytolongin Phyl1.1. Lineage: Eukaryota; Viridiplantae; Streptophyta; Magnoliopsida; Ericales; Ebenaceae. Gene Ontology annotation, cellular component: membrane. The transcript is spliced from 3 exons. The record is from RefSeq and is a predicted model, not a curated record. The coding region runs from base 583 to 1467 and encodes 294 amino acids.